UUUAGCCAGUAGCUUUGUGCAAGCGGUAGCAUUCACAUCGCGGUAAGGAAUCCGGGAAAACUUGUCUAUCGGUUGGAUACUUGGUGAAAAAUUUGGACAUGUGUUGAAGUUUGGAGGUUUGAAAAAAAAUUGUUUAUAAGUGAUGAAAUUUGCCAAACUUGUUUAGAAGUUUUUAACGUUCAAAAGAGUGAUCUUUGAUUGAGAAAGUUUGUCAUAAGUGAUAAAUAAACCAUAGGAAAACCCUAUCAAAUAUCGUUCUAAGAUUUAUGAAUUGUUAUAUUAUAUUCGUGUGAUUCAGUGUAAUGCCAACAUACAAUUACCGAUUAUUCAAAGGUGUCAACAAUUAGUGCUAAUGGAAAAGUUCUUUCAAAGUGCGUGGUACGAAAUAUGCAACUGGAAGUGAUUUCAUGAGGAAAACAAGAGAAAAGUUAGAUUAAUUUGUUAACUUCUGUGCUUACUUCGUGUCGUCUGUGUGUGAUAUUUGCUGUUGAGCAUUUAUGGGAUGAUAGCUGCUGCGUUCAGUGGUUUCUAGUGUUUCUUUAUGUUGCUGGUAUUGAAAAAGUUAUGGAUGCUGUUUGUAGAAGCGGCGAGUGUGUAGCUGUUGGUCGUUGACAUCCUGUGGAGAUUUAGAUAGAAGAAACAUCUUCUAAGUACUGUGACCCAUCACAACGGUUAGCGAUUAGACACACUGUUGGUGAAAUCAAUCGGAUCCAAAGUACAACACACGGUGAAGCUAAAUAUCACUGGUACCAGGAUAGUGUCACAUGUUCUCAAUAUCCGGAGCGUACCAAUCGACCCAAUGGAAAGGGUUGCUAGCGGACAAUUAUAAGUGAUUGACGGGAGGAAGCACUGUUUCCGUUCUGCAGGAGUUAGGCAAUAUUGCUGCGUGAAAAUCUAGUAAAGUGGGUUAAUGUUUAUAACGAAGUUGUGUCGCGUCAGUUAUAGAGCGGGAAGUGAAAUUUAGUCGAGUGUGGAAAGGUGUGGGUGGCACUCAAGUUGUUCAGAAGGCGUGAAUUGUUGAGUUGAAGGUGUCGCCAGAAUGAUGUCGCAGCACUUGAACUCAAUGCUCGAGCAUCUGAAAAUGGGCUCUUUGAUAAACAAGAACCGAAAUAAUAAUAGCAACAACAGCACGGUCGGAAACGGAAGCGUCGGGGAUCACAUCGGGAAUGGAUUCAAUAACAAUAACAACGGAACGAUAGGCACCAACAAUAAUAAUAACAACAGCGUGACGGGUGUGAAACCAUCGGAUAACAACGAACCACUAGUUGACGGGGUCACAUUGUUCCACGAGCACCGCUCGGAAGGGGUUAAAACAACGAUGAUUGGUUCAAAAGCUGCCGUCAUCGAUCAAGUGGCCAAUAAUCUGCAGAGUAAAUCUAAUAACAUCAUACCGUCAUCAGACGGUGGUGGCCAUGGGGUAGGUGUUCUCGGUUCGUCAGCCAAGUAUGACCCCAGCCGCAAGCGCUGCAGUAUCUCGGUGCAUAGUCAGCAGCAGCAAAGUCAACACCAGUCCAGCGGGGCAUUAUGUCCUGGGAGUGGUGGAGGACUGGUGGCAAACAGCUCCAAUGGUGAUGCUAUCCGCCCCGGUGGAUAUCGGGAACUAUCGCCCCAAUCGCUGCGAAUACAUCGGAAAUCCUCGCAUGAUAUUCGCAUCCUGGGUGCCGAUGGGGAAAUGCUGCUGCAUGGGCACGACGGGAAGAUGUUAAACGUUGUGAAGCCCAUGAAGCUCAAAAGCAUCAGCACCAAGGCGGAGUCGUACGACACGCUGCAUGGCAGAGCCGCUGAUGUGUUACACUGUUCCAGAGAAGUUUGCACGGGAAGCAUAAUGACGCCAAGCGUUGUUGGAACCGAAUGUCGGAAGCCAGACAUUGUGUUGCAGCACGCAAAAGAUUUCCUGGACCAGUACUAUUCUUCAAUCCGAAGAUUGAAAUCGCCCGCCCACGACGCUCGCUGGCAGCAGGUUCAGAAGGAGAUAGAAUCGUCUGGUUCGUACAACCUGACCGAAACCGAGCUAACCUACGGCGCUAAGCUGGCCUGGCGUAACUCGUCGCGGUGCAUCGGAAGGAUACAGUGGUCCAAGCUGCAGGUUUUCGACUGUCGGUACGUAACCACCACCAGUGGAAUGUUUGAAGCAAUUUGCAAUCAUAUCAAGUAUGCCACCAACAAGGGAAACCUCAGAUCGGCGAUAACGAUAUUCCCGCAGCGUACGGACGGAAAGCAUGACUACCGCAUUUGGAACGCCCAACUCAUCUCCUAUGCCGGCUAUAAGGGCCAAGACGGUACAAUCAUCGGAGAUCCGAUGAAUGUGGAGUUCACUGAUUUCUGCACUAAAUUAGGCUGGAAAAGCAAAGGAACCGAGUGGGACAUUUUGCCGCUGGUGGUUUCCGCAAACGGCCACGAUCCGGAUUAUUUCGAUUAUCCACCGGAGCUCAUCCUGGAGGUUUCAUUCAGUCAUCCUCAGUACAAGUGGUUCGCCGAAAUGGGUCUCAGAUGGUAUGCCGUCCCGGCAGUGUCGGGAAUGCUGUUCGAUUGUGGCGGAAUUCAGUUCACGGCGACCGCAUUCAGCGGAUGGUACAUGUCAACGGAAAUUGGCUGUCGCAACCUAUGCGACACCAACCGGAGAAACUUAUUGGAGCCAAUCGCAGUGAAAAUGGGUCUCGACACGCGAAAUCCAACAUCGCUGUGGAAGGACAAAGCGCUGGUGGAGAUAAACAUCGCCGUCCUGCAUUCCUUCCAGAGCCGUAACAUUACCAUCGUGGACCACCACACGGCCAGCGAAAGUUUCAUGAAGCACUACGAGAACGAAACCAAAUUGAGGAAUGGCUGUCCGGCUGAUUGGGUCUGGAUUGUACCACCGAUGUCCGCAUCCGCGACUCCGGUUUACCACCAGGAGAUGGCACUCUACUAUCUGCGACCGUCGUUCGAAUAUCAGGAAACUGCUAUGAAAACCCACAUUUGGAAAAAGGGACGAGAUUCUUCCAAAAAUAAGAAACCGAGAAGAAAAUUCAACUUCAAACAAAUCGCAAGGGCCGUCAAAUUUACAUCUAAAUUAUUCGGACGCGCAUUAUCUCGGCGGAUUAAGGCGACGGUUCUCUACGCUACCGAAACGGGACGCUCCGAGCAAUAUGCAAAGCAACUGGUGGAACUGCUCGGACAUGCAUUCAACGCACAGAUUUACUGCAUGUCGGACUACGAUAUCUCAUCGAUAGAGCACGAAGCCCUGCUGCUAGUGGUGGCUUCUACUUUCGGCAACGGAGACCCUCCGGAGAACGGCGAGGGAUUUAAAGAGCAUUUGAUUGAGUUGCAAAAGAAAAUGCUUUUCGCCCAGGAUUUGUACGCGAUGAAGCUACACGAGGGAGGCCACAAUCAGGCCCACAGCGAGCUGAGUAUCGCAGCGUCCUCCAAGUCCUUCAUAAAGGCCAACUCGAGGAGUGAUAUGAACAAACAUACCUACGCCAAUCGGAAGAUUGACCGAUUGGAUUCGCUCAGAGGCUCAACCACGGACACACUUUCGGAGGAGACUUUCGGUCCGCUUUCCAACGUGCGGUUUGCGGUCUUCGCCCUGGGCUCUUCGGCUUAUCCCAAUUUUUGCGCCUACGGAAAGUAUAUCGAUAAUAUCCUGGGCGAACUGGGGGGGGAACGGUUGACGAAACUGGCCAGUGGUGAUGAAAUCUGCGGACAGGAACAAGCCUUCAGAAAGUGGGCGCCAGAGGUUUUCAAGAUUGCCUGCGAAACAUUCUGUCUGGAUCCGGAGGAAACCCUUUCGGAAGCGGCCUUUUCACUGCAAAGCGAACUUUCGGAAAACACCGUUCGAUUCGCACCUGUUAGCGAGUACGAGCCGCUGGAUAAAUCCCUUUCGAAGUUCCACAACAAAAAAGCGACAGGAUGUACACUGAAACGGAAGGCGGUUAAUCUCCACGAAGGGUCCAAUGGAAGCGAGCGGUCCACAAUUCUGGUGGAAAUCAUUGCCGAAGGGAUGGCAUACGAACCGGGCGACCACGUGGGAAUUUUCCCUGCAAACAGAGCUGAAAUUGUGGAUGGAAUAAUUCAACGAUUGUCCGGUGUUAACAAUGCUGAUGAAGUCCUGCAACUGCAGGUUCUCAAAGAAAAACAAACCCAAAAUGGCGUGCAUAAAUCUUGGGAACAGCACGAACGGCUUCCAAUAUGUUCGCUCCGAACUCUGCUGACCCGGUUCCUGGACAUAACCACUCCUCCCACGAGACAGCUGUUGACCUUCUUGGCCUCUUGCUGUGAGGAUAAGGAGGAUGAAGAAAGGCUGCUAAUGUUAGCUAAUGAAUCAUCUGUGUACGAGGACUGGCGCUACUGGAGACUUCCCCACCUGUUGGAAGUCCUCGAGGAAUUCCCCUCCUGCAAGCCCCCCGCAACAGUCCUGGUGGCACAGCUGAGCGCUCUCCAGCCCCGGUUCUAUUCGAUUUCGUCCUCGCCAAGAAAGUACUCCAACGAGAUUCAUCUUACGGUUGCCAUCGUCACGUACAGAGCGGAAGAUGGCGAGGGUGCGGAGCACUAUGGUGUUUGCUCGAAUUACUUGGCCAACUUAAACGGAGGGGAUGAGCUGUUUCUAUUCGUGCGAAGCGCCUCAUCCUUCCACAUGUCAAAGGAUCCGAGCAAACCGGUGAUACUCAUUGGGCCUGGGACCGGAAUAGCACCGUUCCGAUCGUUCUGGCAGGAAUGGGACACACUGAAAACGGAAUUCCCCGAUGUUAAGAUUCCAAAAGUAUGGCUUUUCUUCGGUUGCCGCACCAAGAAGGUCGAUUUAUAUCGGGAUGAGAAAGAGAAGAUGGUGCAGAAAGGUGUCCUGGAUCAUGUAUUUUUGGCGCUCUCUCGAGAGGAAAACAUACCAAAGACAUACGUACAAGAUUUAGCCCUCAAGGAGCGGGACUCCAUCUUCGAUCUGAUAUGGAACGAGAAGGCACAUAUAUACGUGUGUGGAGACGUUACGAUGGCUGAGCACGUGUACCAAACGCUGAGGAAAAUUCUCGCCACCAAACUGACGAAAACCGAGUCGGAAAUGGAGAAGUACAUGCUGUCACUGAGGGACGAGAACCGGUACCACGAGGACAUCUUUGGUAUCACCCUGCGCACGGCGGAAGUGCACAAUAAGUCACGUGCCACCGCCCGGAUCCGGAUGGCGUCGCAACCUUCGUAAUUGCUGCUACUGCAUAAUUCUGCAUUCCAAUCAAUCUCAGCAACGGCGGCGGCGGCGAUAAACUAAUAAAACAGAACCAACAGAACACCCCCCCCCCUGUAUCUCUGUGUCUUUCUCUCCUUAUAAACGUGACGCGAUUGUAUUACUCUGGUCCAACAGCAAUAUUGAAAGCAAAAACAAACGAAUGUUUUUUUCUAUAAAUAAAUAAUAGAAAAAAGAAGUCAACAAAAAUAUUAGCAGCAAUCCGACGCACAUCAGCAUGAAAGAAUGGCUAAUCGAACGAAGAUAGAGAAGAAUAAUAUGAUUUUUCGAAUGUGCAUCAAUCCUAUUUGUGAUCAUUAGUAAAAUAUCAAUUCAGAGUAUAGAAGCUAAGACCACGUUACGAAAACCAAAGUUUAUUUAUGUUAUGAACAAACCGCAUUUUGAGAGCACCGAGGGGACUUCAAUCAACCGUUUGUGGUUGAGAAGAAUUAUUAUUAAUCGAUUUUAGGCACUCUCUCAAUCUGCGCACUAAUUCAUAUCCAAGAAGUGAAACAUGUUGGGAAUUCCCUAAGCAAAGCAUCUACACGCUGUCCAACUUCUAUAAGACCAGGUGAUGAUCUUGCUGCUUAGUGUCAUUGUGAACAAACAAUGCUUCGAUUUAUAUUCUAGUGUGUAGGUAUUGGUGACUACCAAACACUGCAUGAUGUUCAUAUGUGUGUGUACAAGCGCUGAGCGUGAACGAAUGUUUUCGCAUUUUCAACUGUCAAGUUUCCAUAAGACCAGUUACAUUUUCCGUUGUUUUAGUUGUUUUGAUCAAUUAAAUCUGGAAAAUGCCGACGGGAAAAGUCCUCACGAAGUGAGAAAAAAGACAAAUCGAUGCAUUUCACCAAGAAAAUGUUGAUAUCAGAGAAAUUUCUCGUCGGAUUGGAUGAUCCAACCAAGUAGUGCUCAAUUAUUUGGCGAAUCCUCAAUGAUACGGUAAGAAGAAGAGAGCUCCACGUAAAUCGAAGCUCUCUGAAAGUGAUAAGCGGGAAAUAGCUAGAACAGGUUCGAACACCUCACAAUCGCAUGUGCAAAUGGAGCAAUACUUCAACUGCUCAACUGCUCGAGUGACAAUUCAUCAAAUUUUAGUAAAAAAUCCUCACAUAAAGAGGGCUUAAAAGGUUAAAACUCCUCAUCUUACACCAUCUCACCUCGGAAGACCUCUGAGUUUUGCCAAAGCUCACAUGAACUGACAGUGGGACAUGGUAUGUUGUGACAAAAAAUGUUUCCAAAGGAAUACAUUUUGCUAUAUACCAUAACGAAGAGUUCUUCAAUGUAUAGGUUAUCUUCACUGACGAAAACAAUUUCAAUUUGGAUGGUCCUGAUGGUUUCGCAGGGGAAUGGUGUAAUUUACGGAAGAAGGAACAGUAUUUUUCAACCAGGAAUUUUGGUGGAGGCUCGUGCAUGGUUUGGGCGGGACUCUGUGCAACUGGAAAGCUCAAAAUAGCUUCCUCAUCAAUCAAGGAUUACACACAUGUUCUGGAAUCCUCUCUCCGUUUCUGUGUGGAUAUCGUCACAAAAAAUUCACAUUCCAGCAAAACAAUGCUACUAUCUGUUACGAUCGAGGGUUUACUUAGCUAGUUCGGAUCACUACACGAAACGUGUCUUGCUGGUUAGGAUAGUAACUUCACACUCGGCUUUAUUUCAUAUUCGUUUCUCUACAAACCUUGAGUGAGCUGAGAGGUAUCUCACAUGCUCCUCUCAUCUCCCCUUUUUAGUAUUGUUUUAUAAUUCAAUUCAGUUGUUUAAUUGCUAUUCGUGUUUUACUUAACUAUGCUUUUUUUUUCUUAGAUAAAUAUUUCAAAUUAAAAGUUCUAUACUUUGUAUUCCUAACCCUAUUUGAACGACGUAAGCUUUGCUGUUGCGUUUGUUUGAAUUUUUUUCCUAUUCUCAAAGUUUUCUUACUUUUACUUGGAUCUGAAGUCAAUGCAAAGUUGUCAGUUUUUGCCGAGGAAUUAUCUGAAGAAUUUUUUAAAAUAAAUGGUUUUUGAGAAAUCCGCUUCAGUUGGUUUUUGUGUGCGGUUCGUGUAUCAUUAUUUACGUUGAUUAGAUACGUAUGAUGAGAUAUUUUUUUCAAUACUAUGGCUUCGCUACUGAAGGCUCGUCCAUUUGCCUUGUAAGUAUAAAUUACUUUUUCGCUGAUUUGAAAGUCUUUUAUAUUGACUUUAGAAUUACUAGCCUGACUGAACAAUUUUUUACUUGGUUUCAUGGUAGAUAGUUCUGUUCGAGAAGAAAAAGAGAAUAUGCGUUCAUUGGGGAUUAUUUUGUCUUCUGUGGUAGGUGUUUGUCGAUGAUGAUGCAAGAAUUUGUUUACUUCAUUGUCUAUCUGUAAUUGUGAAAAAAAAAUCGCUCUCGAUUAGUUUAUUCAACACAGCCUUUGUGGUUUGCACCGCUCUUUCUGCCAGCCCAUUGCUUGCAGGGUGGUAGGGUGGAGAAAGAACGUGUUCAAUGUUUCGUGAUUCACAAUACUUUCUGAAAUGGAAACUAUUGAAUGGAGGCCCGUUGUCGCUUACCAACACCGCGGCAAACCCAAAUACAGCGAAAAUAUUAUCGAGUUCUCGUGCAACAUUUUCUGCAUUAGUUUUACUCAUUUUGUGUACUUCGAUCCACCUAGAGUAGGUAUCGACUAGUAUAAGAAAUGAACGAUUGAACUUAUGAAAGAAAUCUAUAUGCACCCUUUCGAAUGGCUUCAUUGCUGCUGGCCAGUUUCCAUAAACCCUAGGACGUCUGUCAAUUCCUAACAUUUGACAUUUUUUACACGAAUUAACGUAAUUUUCAAUGUCGUUAUUGAAACCGUCCCAAUACAAAAAUCUCCUGGCGAUUUGUUGAUGAAUUCCUCUAUGGUUCGAAUGUAAUAAUUGAAGUGAAAGCAAUUUCAAGGUGUGUGGUAUGACUAUCCUGUCUCCAAAAUGUAAGCAUCCUGACUCAGCAUUUAGUUCGUAUCUUUUCGAAUAAUAAUUUUUGACAUUUUCAUCAUUAACGUGACUAGGCCAGCCGUUUUGUACAUAGUUCAACACCGCUGAUAUUAAAGGAUCGUUCGCUGAUUCCGAACUUAUAAUUUUCGCGUUUAAAUUAACGGUUCGAUCAUCAACUAAAUAGUUCAGUCCGUGAAAGCAGCUUUCUUGAUUUUCCAGUAAAUCCGCCUCGCUUAAACCUUGGGUCAAAGGCAAUCUUGAUAAACAAUCCGCUACGCAGUUUUCUUUACCAGCCGUAUGCGUGAUAUUGAAAUCAAAAAUAGAUAGUCUCAAAAGAUACCUUUGUAAUCUAGUAGCAAUUACGGCGGGUCCACCCUUUUUCUUGUUAAAGAUUCCCAAUAAAGGUUUGUGAUCGGUAACAAUCGUAACUUUUUGACCCAUAACAUACUUAUAGAAUUUUUCCAUUGCGAAGACUACAGCUAAUGCUUCCCGAUGUAAUAUUGGAUAUUUUUGUACGGUUUAAGUAAGACGACGAGAAACGAAAAAUACUGGCAUUUCUUUGUUAUUUACUGUAUGGCUAAGAACACCUGAAAUGCCAUCGUCACUUGCAUCGCAGGUCACUGUGAUGGACUUAGAGGGGUCAAAAUGUGUGAGAAUCUUUGCGCUGCAAAUCGCUUUUUUAAUGCUCUCGAAAGCUUUGUUGCAGUUUGAAUCCCAAGUCCAUUUGCUGUCUUUUGUCAGCAAAUUGUAAAGUGGUGAUGAAACUAAACAAAGCUUCGGAACGAAUUUUGUGUAAAAUGAUAUCAUACCGAGAAAUGCUUUGAGCUGUGUUCUGGAUUUUGGCACUGGCACGGCCGUUAUCGCUUUCACUUUUUCCGGAUUUGGCGAUACUCCUGCCUCCGAGAGAAUGUGACCCAAAUAUUUCACACGGGAAACAAACCACUCACACUUCUCGGCAUUAAUUUUUACGUUAUGAUUUGCGAGUUUUCUCAACACUAUUCUGAUCGUAUUUAGGAGUUCAUCAUCUGACUCUGCCCAAAUGAGGAUGUCAUCGAUGUAUGCCUGAACAUUCGGUAUGCCUUCUAAUAUCCUGUCCAUGACCGACUGGAAUAUGGUGGCCGCUGGUUUGACACCAAACGGUAAUCUUUUGUAAGCAAACAAACCUUUGUGUGUAUUUAUCACUAGAAGCUUUUUAGUAUUUUCGGAUACUAUCAACUGUUGGUACGCUCCCUUAAGAUCAAUAGGAGCAAACUAUUUUGCUCUGCUCUUGUUGGUUAUAAGCUCUUCAAUUAUUGGGAGAGGGUAAUGAUGUGUAAUAAUGUGUGGGUUGACUGUUUUAGAGCCAUCCAUGCAAAUUCUAAUAUAUUUUGACGUAGGACUACGUCUUUCAUUUCUAUACCGGGGUGUAAAAUCAAAGUUUCGAAAACGAAAGCGUUACGCCGGAGACCGAGAUUUUGAGCGUUAAUAGCUCCUAAACAACUAAACGAAAUGGUAUGAUAAACACUUCAUUCGAAAGAUUUUUUUUUUUUUAAUAAAUGAUGAUGGUCCCACCUCUUUCCCCUACAUAGGUUUGAGCUGGACGAGUUAUCUUGUGGAUAAUUAUAUGGAGGAGUUUCUUUGUAAUAUCAAAUCAACCAGUAAGCUAGUUAAAAACAAAAAACGGUCCGGUUGUACCACUGGCAUAGAAUGUUUAUCAAAAGAACAAGUAAGGGCAUUAUCUAAACGCUAAAUAUUCCAUGGCAUGUCAAGAGAAUUUCCAAUCCGGGAAGACACUUGACCGAUCGGGAAUCGAACCCAAUGCCUAUAUCAGAAUUAGCCAUGAAUUUACAAGGGAUUUCCCGCUUUACUAGAUUCCCGAGAACGAUCUACUAAUGCGAUCGCUUUCGAGUCCAGACAGCUGAGCAACCCCGAGCCUAAUUCUAGCCGACACUUCAGGCCCAGUAACUCUCCCAAGGCAUGUCAAGAGAAUUUCCAACCCGGGAAGACCCUUGACCGAUCAGGAAUUGAACCUAAUACCUAUGUCAGUACCAGCCUUGAAUUUACAAAGGAAAUCCCGCUUUACUGGAUACCCGACAACGAUCUGUUAAUCGUUUUCGAGACCAGACAGCUGAGCAAACCUAAGCCUAAUUCCAGCCGAUACUUCAGGCCCUUCAUUCAACCUGGGGUAUAAUCGCGUCAAUCUGAAUCUGCAAUGAGAUCUGCCACAACACAGAAAGAUCUCGUCAAUCAUCUGUCAAAAGGAUAAAUUUACAAGUAUUCCGGUUGAGCUAUCCCUAGCUUCUUUUCAGUUUCCACUUUCAAUCCCUUGGAAUGGAUCGAUCUUAUUAAACAAAACAAAAACAAAGAAAAAAAUCACUUUUGCCAAUGUUCAAUUUCAAAUUUUACUAUGCCGGUUCACGCGCGCGAUGCUCAAACUCUUGUAGACUUCACAAUUAUUUUUAAACUAAUCUAAUAACUAAAAUUAUUAAAAAUUGAAGAAAAAAAAAAAUAAUAAAAACAACAUACCAUCAUCAUCAUAGUCUAAAGAUAAAAAAAACACACACACAUGCACCUACACCUAAAACAGUACUCUAUUCAUUAUGUAAUAAUGAUGACGGUCCCACUUUAUUUUCCUACAACGAUUUGAGCUGGACGAAUUUUCUUUGAUAACUAUAUAUAUAUAUAUAUAUAUAUAUGGAUUUCUUUUAUAAGACAAACAAAACCAGUAUAUUAGUUAAGAGCAUAUACAUAGAUUGUCACUCGAAAGAGCAAGUAAAGGCAUUAUAUGAACGCUAGAUAUUCCAAGGCAUGUCAAGAGAAUUUCCAAUCCGGGAAGACCCUUGACCGAUCAGGAAUCGAACCUAAUACCUAUAUCCAUACCAGCUUUGAAUUUACAAAGGAAAUCCCGCUUUACUGGAUACCCGACAACGAUCUGUUAAUCGUUUUCGAGACCAGACAGCUGAGCAAACCUAAGCCUAAUUCCAGCCGAUACUUCAGGCCCUUCGUUCAAAUUGGGGUAUAAUCGCUUCAAUCAGAAUCUGCAAUGAGAUCUGCCCCAACACAGAAAGAUCUCGUCAAUCAUCUGUAAAAAAAGAAAAAUUUACAAGAAUUCCGGUUGAGCUAUCCCUAGCUUGUUCGCAAUUUCCACUUUCAAUCCCUUAGAAUAUGAUUUUCUUAAAAACAGAAUAAUUUUUUUAGCCAAUGCUCAAUGUUAAGCUUCUCUAUGCCGUUUCACGUGCACGAUGCUCAAACUGUUGUAGACUACUCGAAAUGUAUAAAAAGAAAAAAUUAAUUAAUUAAAAACGAGUACAAACAAAUAAAAUACCACCAUCAUCAUAGUCUAAUGAUAAAAAAGACAAAAGCACAACAAAAAAAAAAAAAAUUAAUCCGUUAUAGCUUCGUCAUCUUACAUACUAACAUUGAUUACACACCAGGUCAAAAAUUUAAAUCAUGUUUCAAAAACUCUUUACAAAUACUACGAAACAUUCGAAGGCUUGUUGCUGUCUUUGCCUCAUUGGGUAAGGUAUUAUACAGUCGAUAUCCCUUAUAAAAAAUUGAAUUUUGGGUACACGACAUUCGGAAGUUCAUGGUUCUGAGGUCGCUUGCUUGUCUUGUAUUAUAUCGAUGCAUGUCUCUUCCAUACAUUAUAGUGUUUCGUAGGUAAUUCGGCGUCAUAUUAUUAGUCAUUUUGUAUAUAAACGUGAGCGUGCAAUAUUUAAUACGCUGACUGACUGACAUCCAUUGUAGGCAUUCUAGCAUGAAUCUCCGCGGAGUUCGUCGAUCACAUCUCAAUAUCAGGCGCAUAGCCUUGUUUUGCAACAUUUGCAUUCUUUGCAUCUGUCUCUUAUUUGCAAGAAAUAGUACAGAUGCACAAUAAUCAAAAUGUGGAGCGAUCAGCGCUUUGUAGAUCGUUAUUUUGCUUUCAAAAGUCAAGAAACGAUUUAUUCUACAAAGCACUCCAUAUUUUUGAGCUGCCUUCUUUAUAGUAUAAUUAAUGUUCUCUUCAAAAAGCAGCGUUUCGUCUAGAAUAACGCCAAGAUAUUUGAUUGAUGAUACUCUUUCUACGGGUUGCCCAUCUAUACUUAUACUUAGAUUGCCACUAUCAAGACUGCGUGUCGACACUACCAUGUAUUUCGUUUUACUUAUAUUUAAUUUCAAUUUUUUCCAUUUUAACCAGUCAUCUAAGUUUUGUAGUUCAAGAUUCAUUUUUCUGUAACAGUCUUGCAAUGUAUCUGCCACAACAAAUAUAGCUGUGUCGUCAGCGAACAAAUUCACGUCGCUGUCAUUUAACACCUGUUUGAUGUCAUUGAUAUAAAGCAAGAAAAGUAACGGCCCCAGAACACUUCCUUGAGGCACACCCAGAUUCACUGAUCCCGCCGAUGAUUUACUGUCCCUAUAAAUAGUGAUUUGUGUUCGCCCGCAUAAGUAGCUUUCAAACCACGUCAAUACAGGUCCAGUUACAUCAUAACUGGAAAGUAGUUUUAUCAAUUUACACCGGUCUACUGUCUCGAAGGCCCUUUUCAAAUCAAUAAAUACCGUCAAAAUAACUUUCUUCUCCUCUAUAGCCUGUUUCCAUUUUAGAAGCAACAAAUUAAGAGCCGUUUCACAAGAGUGGUUUUUCCUAAAUCCAGACUGUUCAUCUACCAGUAUUUCAUUUUCCGUUAUAUGUUGCAGAAGUUGAUCUUUGACAACGAUUUCUAGGAUUUUUUCGUACAUUGGUAAUAUAUUAACUGGUCUACGGUCUUCUGGUUUGGUCGAUUUCGGAUUUUUUGGAAUCGGUAUGACAACGGAUUUCUUCCAACUAUGUGGGCAUUCACCUCGAAUCAUCGACUCAUUUACUAUAUAUAGUAGAUUCUCUUUGAUUAAAUCAAAUGCAUCUACUAAUACCGUUUUAUUGAUAUCGUCAACACCCGCACAGUUUCUUAAAUCCAUCACAACCUUCCUCAGUGUUUCCAUACUGAUGGUUCUAAAGCAUCUCCAUUGUGAAGACAAACUAGGAAAAGCAAGAUUUAGUCGAUUUGUAGGAGGCACAAUACCAUUGUGGAUUUCCUCCACACUUGACGUGAAAAAUUUGUUCAAUUUUUCAGCUGUUAUGAAAUUACAUUCUGUAUUACCGUCAAAUUCAAUGUCGAUAUCUUUACUUCCGCAUGGAUUACACAAAUCUUUUAUUUUUUUCCACAGCUUCUUUGGAUCAUGUUGAACUGCCAUUAAUUCACUUUGAAUUAAUUUAUUUUUGGAAUUCUUUAGUUCACGUACAUAAAUAUUUCUCCAUACUUUGUACAUGUCCCAAUAUUUAAUACUGUUUGUACGUUUAGCUAUUAUUAGGUAACGAUCCCGUUUUCUUCUGAUGGAAGCUAGCGUAGUGGUAUACCAAGCUUUGUCUCCGCUCUGUCUUUGUGCUGGAAUGCCCGAUCCUCUAGGGGUCAAUAUCUUUUUCAUUGAAGAGCAAAGUGCUUCCUCAAGAUUUUUUGCAACAUCAUGAAGAGAGGAGUGUUCUCCAAUCGGCAUUAUUUUGUUCUGUAAAACAGAUUCCAAUUUGCGUUUCGAAUAAUUGUUCCAGCACUUAUAUAACUUGUCCUUUAUUUCGAUAAACUCAACAUCAGAGAAGUUAUAGAUCAUACCAAUUGUUUCAUGAUCCGAGAUUUUGCUGUCAUGAAGAAUCUCCAUAACACCAUCGUCAAAAUUAGUAAAAACUAAAUCAAUAGUCGUCGAAGUUGUCCUUGUUAUUCUGGUGUGAUCAUUAAUUCUCUGUUUGAAUCCAGCGGCUUGUGUGAUUGCUUUCAAUUCAUGAGAUUUCUUACGUUCGGCCCAAUCAAUAUUAAAAUCACCAGUAAUGAUUAUUCUCUUUUGUUCAUGAAUUUGAAUGUGUUGCAGCCACAAAUCUUCCAGAAAUUCUAAAAAGUCCCUAUCGCUACUACUAGGCGAAUGGUAUAUGCCAGCGUAUAUCCCAGCCAUUUUGCAUCCUCUGACUUCUACAGCUAGAAACCAAUUGUCCCCGUAUGUAUCAUUAUAGAUUUCUUUAAAUUUCAUAAGGUUCGAAAUGUACAUAGAUACACCUCCAGUAUGUACAGAUCUCGACAAGCAAUUUACCAUUGAAUACCCAGCUACAUUGAAUCCAUUUAGAUCGGUUGAAACCGUCAAGUGUGUUUCAACCAAUAUUAGUAUUUUCGGUUUUUUGUUGGAUACCAAGAUUUCAAUUUCGUCGAAAUGUGUGCGUAAUCCUGCCACAUUCAGGUAAAGUAUAUCAUAUGCUCCUUUCUUGGAUGGCUAGAUGGAGAAAUCCACCUGCCCCUUUUUCCUUUCGUAGUUGCGAAGGAACAUAGGGCAGUUAGUACUCCAAGCAAAAUGUUUUGUAUCUAUGUCUAAUCUUCGCUCAUUUUUAAUUUUGGUGCAAUUGGAACAUUGAAUUUCUUCGGAUUUACAAUCUUUGAAUUGAUGAUUUUUACCGCAUUUUGGGCAUACACUAAGCUCUGAUUUGCAAUCGACAAUUUUAUGGCCAUAUUCGCAACACUUGAAACAUCUAAGAACCAUCAACCCAUCAACUACCCGACAUUUUUCGAAACCACAAAAUACUGACUUGGCUUCCAUAAUUUUAUUAUAUGUAUCGCCAUCGACUUCUAUAAUUGCACUGUAUUUGUUGUAUUUCAUAGCGUUGUUACUGUAAAUUUUUCUCACUUGAAAAUGCUUAUUUUUAUGCAACAAAGGGUUUUGCUUCAUCAACGUUAUUUUUAAAUCAUUUUCAUUUAAUUCCUCGCUAAAUCCGAUUAUUUUAAUGGUCGGUUUUAGUGCUUCUGGUAUUUUAACCUCGUAGUCCUGACCCAAUUUUUUUUCAAAAUUAUCCUUCAAUAACUCUAUUGAGUUUUUAUCCAUAGCAGAGACAACAACAGCGCCAUUUUUCCCGUUUCGCAGGCCAUUUAUAUUUAAUCCCUUGGGAUUAACAUUUUCUUUCAAAGCUUGUCUUGUAACAUCUGACUCUUGCGUUGUUUUUGGCUUAAUGAUUAAAACUUUUUCCCUGGUCAAAAUUUUGUUUUUUGUACUAGUUUUUUUAUCAGCUACACUCUCAUUUGUUGUUUUCCUAGCAUCUUUCAAAACCGCAGCAAAACUCAAUGGAGUUGUAUUUUCAUUUUGAUUUGCUGGCUCGUCACGUCGGCGCUUUUUCGAAUUUGAACGCAGAUUGUACCGCUGAGGUGUUUCCUCUGCAUCUGCGUUAAUAUCAAUAUUGUUUUUUAAUAGAUUACCAAUUUCCGUCCGUACUGCCUCUUUGACUUUGAGCUCAAAGUUGUUGGCCAAGUCAACUAAACCUUUCAGCUCAUUUAUAUUACUCAAAAUUUUACUGACGGAGUCAUCAUAGUGAUUAUUUCCGAAACCAUUUUCAUGUAACAAGAGACAAGUAUCACAAACAAAAACGGCAUUUUUUAUUUUUCUCAAAACAUCGAUAUUUUCCCGCACCGCGCUUGGUAAGCAUACAACAUGUAUUGUUUCAUGACACUUACCGUAGCACUCUAUCGCUUCUGUGUUCGGAUCUUCUAUCUUCUCACAGCAGCGGCUACACAUAUCAACCAGACCCAUAUCAAUACAUUCAAUUGUAUCUGCGUGUGCACCGGCCAUCGGCCGGGCCGUGCGAGGCAAAUGAAGAUAAAAAAAAACAACAACACAAGCGCGUGCUGGUAGAAAGUGCUGGGAGAACACACUAUGUAUCAGCAGCAAAUUAAAUCAAGAGUGAGGUAUUCAAGCUGCUUUCAACACUACCACUACUACAGUGAUAAGUGUUGUGAUUUUCUUGAAUACCAAUUAACACAUCAAUUUGAUCGCAAAUUACAAGUACAAAAUAAACAUCCAAACUUAUCCUUCUUGCGCCGAACACAUAGAUGUAAUCCACUAGUGCUAACCACUGCGAUAAAAAUCAAGUAACAACACUUUGUUUGCACAAAUUUUACCACUGAUUUCGCACAAGUGAAAACAACAACCUACUCUUUCUAAGGCGUAGAAUGAUAGCCUAUGAUAUAAGAUGUCUACGCGUUAUAUACUUGUUACUUUUUCAUCCAAAAACUUGUUUCAAUAGCCUUAAAAUUGCUUACAAAACAGGCUAUUGAAAUCACCAAUCGGUAUAUAAGCGAGCGCCGCUCGUAAACCCACUCAGUUAUAAUUGAACAGCGAUUGGAUCAUGUUGUCGCUGUUGUGAUGAAGCUAACUUCGUUUAUCAUGAAAGCGCUGAUGAACGAUGUCACCAAGAGCCUGUUUGUGCACCUUAAGCCAGAAGGAAAUCCAUCAGGAGGAGAAUGAUGCCACGGUUCCGCUUGAGACAUCGGAGCAGCCGCCACACACACAUACACGCGCGGAACCCUCGUUGCUAUCAUCGUUGCUGAAAUAUAAUCUACCAGUUCCCCUGGGAAUUGAAAAAUACAUUCAUGCGAAAGAGUUUAUUUUAAUGUUUUCUAUCCAUACAACACUGCAACCAAAUACAUUUGAUUUUGUGAUUUUUCAAUCAAUCGGAAUUAACAGGAAAGCUUCUGAAAAUUAUUCUUCCCCAUCAGUAGAAAAUUUUCGUAUCCAAUAUUGUAUGCGCGCGCAACGGAAAAUGUUUCGUAUCGGGAAAAUUAUAUAAUUUUCAAUAGAUUACUCAGUCGCUGAAUGUUUCAAACUCAGAGAGUUUAUUCCCCUCUAGUUUGCCUUCUAAAUUACCAUCGUAAACCACACCUUCUCUCGAUUCAAUCACGUACAAAAAGCAUACUUAAGCGAUAUUCUGGUGGUGAAACGCAUUCAUUUUUCGUGAGGACAUCGACAAGACAACAUCGUUACUGAACGACCUGAACGAGCUAGACGAGCUGGACGACCUGGCCUGACUUGACCUGAAACGCAUUCAUUCAUUCCCUUGGAAUUGAAAAUCACAUUCAAGCGAAAAAGUUUAUUAUGUUUUCUAUCCAUAUAAUACUGCGACCAAAUACAUUUGGUUUUGUGAAUUUUCAACGUAAGACCACGUCAUUCGGCAAUUUAUUAGAGGUGCAAUGAAUCCUAAGAAGGAAUUCCAGUUCUACGCGCACUGGCAAACGAUGUUUGCUCAACAAUUUCUCAAACGAGAAAUGGGUGUUGUGAGAAAGGAUGAGCGAACGCAAAAAAUAUGCAGACUGAUUUGAUGCAACAGUUAUUUUGUCUAUUGGAAAUUGAAUACAAAUCAUAUCACAAUACAAGCAAUGUAGUAUGUAUUAUACAACUUUCGUGUGAUUGCUUUUUUUGCUGAAUAUUGUGCCUUCAAGGUAACGCUCUCGUUUUCUAAGUCCCCCAGAUAUUCAUUUAUUCAUUCAAUCAGAAUUGAUUCAGAAGCAACUAAAAACAGAUGAUCACUAAAUCAAAGAUAGUCAUACGUCACCCUUACGGUUAUACCACAGAUAUAACCCACUUCCUGUUUUUUGUUUGGUUUCACUACCACUACAAUUGGUGAUGCCCAUUCAGCAUAUUCUACUUUUUCAAGAAUGCCCUUGCCCACAAGGUCUUCUAAAUGUUUUGAUACCAUUUCUCGGUGUUUAAAGGCAACUGUGUAUGGUUUAUGAACAAAAGGCUUAGCCUGGUCAUCUAUUUUGAUAUCUACGGUUACAUUUUUGAUUGGUUCCGUUAAAUCGUCAUCAAAAGCUGCGGGGAAUUCUCGUUGCAGCCUUUUGGUAGUAUUUUGAACCCAAAGCUUUUUCUCGGUUUCUCGGAGAGAGUGGAGAUUAAAUGUAUUUCUCCAGUGUGGCCAUAUGACAUUAAGCCAAUCGCGGCCUAAUAAAGGUACAAAGUCUUUAGGAGACUGGAUUACUAAUAGGAAGAGAGCGGCGAUUCUCCCUUUCAGUUGCACUUCUACUUUUAUUUUACCCAACACUUUAACAGUGUCUCCUGAUAUAACAAAAAAGUUUCUUUUAUCAGGUAAUAAAGCACACAUACUAAAUUUGCCUUUAUAUGUAGUUGAUGAGCAGAUUGUUGCGCAAGCUCCCGUAUCGCACUCCAUCAAUAGUUAUUUAUUGUUAACCAAUAAUUCCACAAAGGCUGGUGUUACACUAUUCGACUCACCUAACAUGACGUUCUUUACCCAGUCCGAUGAUUUCUGUUCGAUGUCUUGUUCUUCCGCCGAUUCUCCCACGGAAGAACCGGUAUCCUCUUCCAUGCUCAUCUUGAGAUCUUCCAUGGCUGCUGAAAGUUGAUUGAUCCUCUCUUCGUAUGCUCUUUUUCGCUGAAAAUUUCCCUUAGGAGGUUGUAUUCCGUGUCGCGAUCUUUUCGCCUUAGGCAGCGUUCAAUGGUACGACAAGUGUCCUUUGUUGUAGCAAUUGUAGCACACACUAUCACUGUUGAUCUUGCUGUUACUGCGAUGACUUGAGAUGUCUCUGUGCACAUCAUCACCACAUGAUUUUCCAAACAGUUUUCCGGGUUUGAGCGGCCCUCUGCUACUAGCCACUCUACCGGUAUUUCCGACAUAGUUUAUCUUAUUGGCUUCAUGCUUCGCCAUUUUUCGAGCUUCGGAAGCGGCUAUUUCGAUAGUUUUGGCUUUCUCCAAUAAUUGACUGAGAUUGGAUUUGUAAUCGGCAUCGCGUAUCAUCGACUCUCGUGUCUUAUCGUUUCUUAUACCAGCCACAAAAACUGACUGUACCAAAGUUGCUUCUGUUUCUACACUCACGUUACAGUGCUCAACGAUGUUCUGUAGAUCGAUCGCGAAAUCGUCCAAUGAUUCACCUUCUUCUUGACGACGGAUUAUCAAACGAUUCCGUUCGGCGAAAACGUUUUUAUUUUCGUCGUGCAACGUUUUGAACUUUUCCACUAUUUGACUAUAAGUUUUGUUAACGAUCUUAUCCGGUUUAAAACUACCGAUGAUCCGGUUUGCGGUUGCUUGACCCACGCUUGUUAUAAAUUCCAAUGCUUUUUCGUCAUCGGGGGUCUUAUUUUGCGCGAAAUAAAUCUCCACAGUUUGGAGAUACGAGUUGACAUUGAAUCCAGGUACAAAUAAAGGAAACUUUCCUUUGGUUCUUCUAUCCAUUGUGAUAACCUUAUUGUCUUCUUCUACAAUAGGUGUAGUCAUAUUACAGCACUUUACACCUUUUUGACCCGAGACCGCUUAAAUCAAUAACGAAUCGUGCAAACGAAUAGUAAUGAUAAAAUCUCACUUAAUGUCGUACUACACGCAAUUCCGCGCUGAUCCCAUCCUCGUCACCAGAAUUGUUACGAUCGAGGGUUUACUUAGCUAGUUCGGAUCACUACACGAAACGUGUCCUGCUGGUUAGGAUAGUAACUUCACACUCGGCUUUAUUUCAUAUUCGUUUCUCUACAAACCUUGAGUGAGCUGAGAGGUAUCUCACAUGCUCCUCUCACUAUCAAUACCAGCAAGUAAACUAAGCAAUGGAUUAAGGACCAAAAACCUAUUUUUUUGGACUGGCUGACUCCAGACUUGAAUCCUGUUGAAAAUCUUAGCGAGGAUCCUUGUACGCAGAAUCUACACUGAGGGAACACGGUACACCAAGAUUGAAGAACUCAAGGUCGCAAUUUCGGAUAAAUGGAAAAAUAUCGCGAAAUUCGUUCAGCAGGAUAUAGUUAAUAGUAUUCCAACACAAAUUUUCAAGCUUAUUAAUGGAAAUGGCAAGGUUACCAAUCAUUGACAUAUAAAUCAGUCUAUCGCUUUGAAUUUUUCAUUGAUAAUACUUAUCAAUUUUGAAGUGGUCUUAUAGAAACUGGACAGCUGAAAUUAUCAUAUUUAAGCACAAUUAAUAAACCAACAAAUCUUUUGAACGGAAUUGACGUUAAAUAUACUUUAUUCUACGCAGUGUACAAUGUAUGAAUGUAUCUUGUUGAAAUUCUAACUGUUUGUGUUGCAACGAAAUAGAAUCAGGGUGGUCUUAUAGAAGUUGGACAGAGCAUAUGAUCACGUUUUCCUUCGGAAAUUACUUGAAGUCAUUCGUUUCUAAUCUUUCCAAAAAUAUUAAGUGUGGAUAUCGAAUAACGACACUGGCGAUGUAAAACAUUUUAUUUCAAUUUCACACGUACAGUGCUGGACAGAACAUUAUCAACUAAUCACCACAGAUUUGCCAGCUCAGAGAAAUAUCCGUAACUCUACUUUUUUGUCUGCAGUAAAACGAAUCCAUAAACAUAUUCGACGGAAUUUAGAAAGAUAUGUAUGGAUUCUUUUAAUAGCAGAUUAUUCGCUAUAAGUUUUUAUUUUAUUGAGGCAUAAUUUCGUUUAUAUAGAAAUUAGAACUAACAACCUUGGAUUUCUCUACCAGAACACCCAAAUUUUAUACUUCAUGAUCUUCAAUGUCGACUGUUUCAGGUUCUUCUCUCGAUUGAUAGGAAUGAUAAUGUUGACUCAGCUUCGCUGAUAUGAAAUGAUAUUCAGAUUUGGUUGCACUGACGAACUAGUCUAUCUCGUCCCAGGAACACAUUCUCAAUCCUUGCUCCCACAUACCGGUUUCGCAUCGCAUCAAUCAUCAUCACCGUGUUGCCUUCUCGGAUUUCUCGAGCUUCAUUAAAUCACUAUACUUGUCUCCUGAUGACCCGCAAAUUAGAGAUGGGCGAGCGCUCACGAGCCGCUCAUUUAAGCCGGUUCGUCAGGAAGAGCGUACGACCCACGGUUCAUUAAAAAUGAGCCGCGGCUCUCGAAUGAACGGCUCUCAAAUGAACGGCUCUUAAAUGAGCCGUGGGUCUUUUGUGAACCGUGGGACUUUUGUGAGCCGUGGGUCUUUUGUGAACCGUGGUUCAUUUAAGAGCCGUUCAUUCGAGAACCACGGUUCAAAAAAGAACCGCGGUUCAUAAAAGAACCGUGUUUCUUUUAAGAGCCGGCUUUUUGGUGAUGAACCUUGGAUCGUAUGCUCGUUCUGACGAACCGUGGCCUGCGGCGGUGCGGAAGAAAUAUAUGUUUCCCAUGCUGCUUUUUAAGAGAUUUUAUUUGGCUGCUUGUAUGUUUGUAAAUGUUGGCGGAUUACAUAUUUUCUUGAAACCCCAUAAAUAUGGGUAUCAAAUGAAAGGGCUUGAUUAGUAGAACACAGUUAUUUAUGAAAAAUGGAAAUCCAAAAUGGCCGCCAUCACAAAAUAGCGAAAUAUGUAUUUUUUUCGAAACCCCAUCAAUAUGGGUAUCUAAUGAAAGGACUUGACUAGUAGGAUACAGUUAUUUAUGUAAAAUGGAAAUCCAAGAUGGCGGCAGUUACAAAAUGGCAGACUACAAAUUAUGUCAAAACCCCAUCAAUAUGGGUAUCAAAUGAAAGGACUUGACUAGUAGAACACAGUUAUUUAUGAAAAAUGGAAAUCCAAAAUGGCCGUCAUCACAAAAUAGCGAAAUUUGUAUUUUUUUCGAAACCCCAUCAAUAUGGGUAUCAAAUGAAAGGGCUUGACUAGUAUAUUUAUGUAACAUGGAAGUCCAAGACGGCAUCGGAUUAUGGUUUCAUCAUAUACUCCACGAUUUUAUUUGAGUCUCAUUCAUGUUCUAUAUAAGGGAUUCUCAGACUAUUUUGAGCAAGAGACCCCUUUAUAGAAUGAAGUGAUAUCAUCGACCUCUAUAGCCAAAUUUCUCUAAAAAUUUUAUCUUUUUCUUGUUCAUACAAAAUACUUGUAGGCAUAAAAUUCAGUAAAAAUCAAGUGUAAUUAAUAAUUAUUAAUACAAAUUACAACAUUAAUAUUUCUACUAAAAUAUUUGUCAUUAUUAUAACAGGUUGGUUCAUGUAACAUUCUACCCUAAGGGGUCAAUAUCGAUCUCUUCUAGAUUAACCCUUUCACCUACAAAAUCGAAUUUUACUCGUGGUGUACUUGCAUAUCAUAGGGCGCUAGUACGCUCAGAAAAGUAGUGAAAUUAUUCGAUGUGGACCCAUCGAAUUGUUUGCAUUUGGUCCAUUAUUUUGGAAAUUAAAUCAUAGGCCAUGGGGUUCAUGAAGGAAGAGGUUACUUGUCUAAUAAUUUCUAAGCUUUCAGUACAUCAUUUGUUUGUUUUUAUGUUGAAUCACAAUGAAACCGUUUAACCCAAGUUUGUUCUACUUAUUUUUCAAUAAUAUGUUUGCUACAAGAGCUCAUUUGUUACAACGUCUUUGUUAGCCAGCUAACGACCAGCUGUUCGAAAAAUCUAACAGCAACAUUAAUAAUGUUUCAUGUCUUUGGGAAGCAAUCAUAUUAUAAAGUUUUUGCACCAAAUGAUAGCUUAAUUUCUUAGCUACCAAAUACCAUCAAUUUAAUUUCGAAUAACUUUAUUGGGCAAUAAAUUCGAUUUCAAGCAAUGAAGUACGGAAGAAGUUUCAAUUUCAAUAAAAGAAACCUAAUAAAAUGCAAAAAUACCACAGCACUUCGAUGAAAAAAACAUACAUUGUGAUGUAGGACAAAACCAUUCGAUUAAACCUCCUAUAGAAAAAAUUGGUGGAAAAAUAAAAAGCAGGCUAUGUGACAUACAGUUACUCAAGAUGAUCUGCAAGGAAUUUCACCCCUUCUCGAUAGUUGAAGACGUGGAAUUUAAAGAAAAUUGUUGAAAUGUUGAAUCCGUCAUAUCAACUUCCCAGCAGAAAAACGCUCACGACUAGCCUAUUACCGGCUGUUUAUAAUGAUGUCCUUUCUUCAGUUCAAAAACAAUUACUCGAUGCUUCAGUCUCAGCAGUUUGUCUUACUUGUGAUGGUUGGACCAGCAUCAAUAACACAAGCUUUUAUGCGUUGACUGCUCAUUUUAUUGACGAAAAUACGAAAUUGAAAACUUUUUUAUUAGAGUGCUCGAAAUUUCCCGCAGACAUACAGCGGAAAACAUUUCCAUAUGGAUUUUCGCUGUCUUGACACGGUUUUCUAUAAACACGCAAAUAACAGCACUAGUAACCGAUGACGCAGCAAAUAUGAAGUUAGCUGCCACACUUCUUAAAAUGCGUCAUUUGAGAUGUUUCGCCCAUUCGCUCAACUUAGUUGUCCAAACAGCCAUUUCAACAUCGUCUUUCAUUGAUGUCGUCGAUUAAUGCAGAGCAAUUGUGCAAUAUUUCAAGCAAAGUACCAAUGCUCUGAACAAGCUCCAUGAAAUGCAGCAGACAUUGAAUGAGCCUAAACUAAAGUUGAAAAAAGACGUUUCAACUCGUUGGAACUCGACAUAUGAUAUGUUGGAUCGAAUGUUGCUCAACAAACAAGCGGUUGUAUCUACUUUGGCACUUUUGGAGUCUCGCCUAUCUUUGGAGUCUCAGGACUGAGUUGCCAUAGAGCACGCAGUCAAAAUUCUCAAAGUGUUCAACGAUGUAACGAUUGAAAUAUCCGGGGAGAAAACUGUGUCGUUAUCGAAAACUGCUUUGCUCUCCCGACUGAUGAUUCGUCAUGUUCAACAUUAUAUGGAGCAAGAGAAAUCAGUUCCCGUGAUUAUAAAAAAGCUGUGUAAUGAAUUGAUUUCGGAGCUGGUAAAACGAUUUGCAGAUCUUGAGUCAGACGAAUUGGUAGCCCAAUCAAUACUGCUACAUCCGCGCUUCAAGCAGCAAGGUUUUGGGGAUAAUAUAAAGUACAACAAUGCAUACCAGUCGUUGAUAAGGACGCUAAAAAUGACAUCCAUAGAAUACACGCCUGCGGAACCAGCACCAAUCGUUGGUGAUGAAGCGCGGUCAUCUGUAUGGGAGGAGUUUGAUGCAUUGGUUGGCAAUCUUCAAGCUCCACAUGAUCCAGAAGCUGCUGCAAUAGCUGAGUUAGAUAAAUAUUUAGUGGAGUCACAUUUGCUGAGAACAAGCGACCCUUUGCUUUGGUGGGAGGAAAGGAAAUCUAUCUAUCCGCGGCUCUACGAAAUUGCUUUGAAAAUAUUAUGUAUUCCGGCGACUUCAGUACCAUGUGAGCGAAUUUUUUCGAAAGCAGGACAAGUUUGUAGUGAAAGACGUAGUAGACUUACGUCAGGAAACAUUGAAAAAAUAAUGUUCAUAAAUCAAAAUGUUUAAUGAAGAUUUUUUUAAUAGAAAUAUAUAUGAGAAAACCUUUUGUGAAAUAUUAUUUUUUUCUAUUCUCUGCACUAAUUAUUGUUUCAAGCUUAAUUUUUUACGUCCCAUACCCGAAUAAACUGCUUCUUGAAAAGAGCCGCCGAGCCGCUCAAAUGAGCCGGCUCUUUUCAUUGAGCGCACGGCUCUGAGCCGCUCACUGAAAUGAACCAUUUUGCCCAUCUCUACCGCAAAUACUCCUCAAUCUAUCUUCUCCGCAUUGUAUCUAUGCAAGAGUUCAACUGAUCUGAAGAUUACUAUGAAAGCCUACCAGUUUCGAUGGAAGAUGCCCCACACUUGGCGAACUACCAAGAAAGAAGUGGUCCGAGGUUAAUGGUUAAUGAUUCUCGCGUUACAUACGCCCGAGGGCUUCAGAUGAUCAUUGAUUCGACGUUGGAAAGAACUGUCACUCGGCUUUCCGCGUUAGGAUUACGGGGAGCUUCGAUUAUCGUUCAAAUGGCUUAUUUUACAGAAUACUCUACCACCCACAUGGGGAAUCCCUGGAGGUUGAAUUUUCAAUGGGUAUUUGAGUUAAUGAAUGUCGCAGUGGAGAUUUUUUUUUUUAUCCAAAAUAUAUAUUUUUAUUAAGGCUCAUAUGGCGUCAACCUGACGGGGCCGGGAGUUCAAUAUUUCGACAAUGUUUGCCUUAUAACUAUGUUAGUAAUAUGUAACCGAUUACUCGCGGUUGGCUCGAGGUUAGUAUUACAAGUGUUUUCGUAAUUGUGAUGUUGCUGUCUCCAAUGCUCUGUACCUGUGCCCGACACGGGAUACUUCCUUUUGGGAUGCAGCUAACCAUUAAUCAGCAACGCCCCCUAGUCUGUACCCCAUAUCUAGCGUGGUGCGUCUUCUUGACUCGAGGAAUCCAGGAUAGAAUGGUCACUAGCCGGCGCAAACAUCAGCUCGUGUAGAGUUGUCUUGAGCGGUACAACCUUUGGCUCUUGUUGAAUGAUCAGUGGACUGUACAACCUUUGGCCCGUGUAUCUGUAAAGAGUGUGUGUAUGUAUUGCCGCGACUAAGUAAAAGUUUAUAGAUCGGAUAGGAGGGAUAUGAAACGGGGACACAACGAAGGAAACAUCAUUAAACGUUGACAUCGGCGUUUCUGAGGAACAGGUAUAGAUGAAGCAGAAGAUCAGGAUCACGGCUACCUAAGAUAUCCCGGUCGGGGAUAUCCGAUUGUCUGCCUUUUGCUCUCAGUGCUCUAGAGAGCUGAGAGCGAGCAGCAUGGAACCGGAUACACGACCAGACAAUAUGCUCGAUGUCGUGGUAGCCAUCGCCACAAUCACAAAGAUUGUUUGCUGCGAGCCCAAUGCGAUAGAGAUGCGCGUUUAGGUUGUAGUGAUUGGACAUAAGCCGAGAUAUCAUGCGCAUGAAAUCACGACCUACAUUCAAUCCCUUAAACCAAGCUUUCGUCGAAACCUUAGGGAUAAUCGUGUGUAACCAACGACCGAACUCAUCUCCACUCCACAUGCGCUGCCAACUAACGAGUGUGUCCUGACGAGGAAUGUGAAAAAAUUAAUUAUAGGCAAUUUGCCUUUCAAAAAGUGUGCCUUCUGAAGCGCCCACCUUAGCUAGCGAGUCCGCUUUCACAUUCCCCAGAAUCGAGCAAUGUGAGGGAACCCAUGCUAAGGUAAUCUUGAAUAAGUUUUCGACCAAAACACUCAAUAGAUGUCUUAUUCUUGUUAGGAAAUAAGAUGAGCGUUUACCAACUUUCAUUGCUGGAGGCGAUCUGGCGUAGUGGUAACAUCCAUGCCUCUCACGCUAAAGGUCACGAGUUCAAUUCUCACUCCCGACAUUCUUCCAAAAAUGGAAGUUAAGUGACGAACCAACCAAAUGUGUUGAAAGUCACUAUAAUACAGAUAAAAAAAAAAAAAAAAAAAAAACUUUCAUUGAACGAAUUGCCUCUAUUGAGAGAGAUGUUAUUUAGUGGAGUUAGUUAGUGGAGAUGUUAUUUCAUAAUUUCUCUCGUGCUGUACGAGGGUACGAGGGAUUCUGGUUAACAUCCAUACCUCUCAAGCUGAAGGUCACGAGUUCAAUUAUCACUCCCGACAUUCGUCCUUCUGAAUGGAAGUAAAACCAUGUUCGAGUGACGAACCAGCCAAUAUCGUUGAAAAUCAUUUUAAUACAAAAAAAAUAUCCUCCAUAUUCUCCAGAUUCGAGUUAGUAUUUGUUCCCCAGUUUGACGUGGGACUACGUCUUUCAUUUCUAAACUGGGGUGUAAGUUAAUAGUUUCGAAAAGGAAAGCGUUACGUCCGAGAACGAGAUUUUGAGCGUUAAUAGCUCCUAAAUAACUGAAUGAAAUGGUAUGAUAAACACUUCAUUCGAAAGAAAAAAUGUCUACGCGUUCUAUGCUUGUUACUUUUUGAUCCAAAAACUUGUUUCAAUAGCCUGAAAAUUGCUUUCAAAACAGGCUUUUGAAAUCACACAAUCGGUAUAAAAGCGAGUGUCACUCGGAAAUCCACUCAGUUACGAUUUCGCAACGAUUGAGGAACGAUCGCUGGAAUGGAUGGAUGUUUCCCUUACACAGUCUUCAAAACCAUGGAGCCUGAGGAAAUCGACAUUGCAAAAUUAAUGCAAGCUGCGGGUACUUUUGUACUCGCUUGCGUUUCUGGAAAUCGGAAUGUUUCUCUAACACAAACUUCAAAACCAGUACUUUUGUACUCGCUUGCAUUUUUGCAAACCGGAAUGUGUUUUCCCAAUACAGAUUCCGAAACCAAGAAGUUGGGAGAAUCGGCAUUGCAGAUACAUUCAAGUCGGCAAUACGUUUAUACCCCCAAACAUUUUUACACUCCAGAAUUCGUUUUGCUAUCAUGGUCUACAAAAGCGGGUACAAAUGCAACACUUUGGCUCGAUUAUUCAAGACUGAAUUGGAAGAUAUCCCUUCAUGUCGCCAGCUCGCUGAACUUUUACGCAUACCGUUUGAUAAUUAGGCAACAUGUUGAUAACUAUUUGCUGCGAUAACGACUACCAUAAUGCACGAAUUGACUUAGACUGAGAUUUGUUUGCAAUUGAAUUCGUAAAUAGUUUCAUUCAUUCACUAUUUUAUUCAAUAUUUUAAUCAAUACACGAAAGAUAGCACUGCGUAGCGGCGAUAUCGUACCCAAUGAGGAUCAUCCGAGGUGGGAUUAUUGCUAAUUGAAGAAAUGCAAUUGAUUACUAAUCCAACGGCAGUCCUACGUCAACCUUGCGGUUGUAUCAUAGGUAUAACCCAUCCAUAGUUUUUUUUAUAACUUUUUUUUUUGUUCAAACGGGGAAGUGAUUGCAGAAUCGAAUGGCUAUUUUUCAAAUUUGUAAAAAUCCUAUUAUUCGGGAGGAUCAACAAACUAGAGCGGCGUUGGACAAAGUGUAUAAGUCUUAAAGGAUACUACGUUGAACAAAAUUCGAGGGGUUGUAUCCGAGACACAACCGAUUAGGACGUAGGACUACGUCUUUCAUUUCUGUACCGGGGUGUAAGUUCAAAGUUUCGAAAACGAAAGAGUGACGCUGGACUGCAAGGUUUUGAACAUUAAUACCUCUUUCCGGCUGAAAGUAGUGGUAUGAUGAUCAUUUCAUUCGAAAGACAAAAUGUCCACGAGUUAUAUGAUUGUUAAUUAUUGACCUGAAAACUUGUUUCAAUAGCUUUAAAAUUGCUUAGAAAACAGGUUAUUGAAACCGUAUAUAAACUCGCAUACGCUCUGGAAAUUCAUUCAGUUGAUGCGGCGAUGUGAGAUGAGGACGGUCGCACUCAGAUGUCUAUGCAAUAUGGUCUUCUUUUCCAAUUUCAUUUCUCUUCUGCAGUUGAACCGAACGGAUGGCUAUAAAACAUGACGCUUCCUUUGCUUUCGUUCAUUUUUUCCUUUACCGUUUCACCGUGAGGACUCGUUUCAUUGGGACCAAGCAGACAGCUCGUAAAUCUACCGGUGGUAAAGCACCACGAAAGCAGCUCGGAAAAGCGCAGGAAGUGUGAAGAAUCCACAUCGCUACCGACCGGGAACCGUCACUUUGCGUGAAAUUCGUCACUGUCAGAAGUUGACCGAAUUGCUGAUCCGCAAGCUACCUUUGCAGCGCUUGGUUCGUGGAAUUGCCCAGGACUUCAACACCGACUUGCGCUUCCAAAGCUCCGCGGUUAUGGCACUGCAGGCGGCCUAUUCCAAGAUACCAAUUUGUGUGUUAUCCAGGCAAAACGCGUCACAUCCUGCCCAAGGACAUCUAGCUGGCCCGUCGUAUCCGAGGAGCGUUCUAUUACCUUAACAUAUAAUCAACGGCCCUUUUCAGGGCACCAAAUUUGAUGGAUUAGAGUUCAGAAAAGUUUUUGCAGGCCGAACUGAAAGAAGCAUUAAGCGAAAACUAUGGUGUCGAUGAUAAUCCGAUACCGAUGAGUGCCAUUGACUAUGGAUUUGAUAAUGACGAAUACGAAAUAUUAUGAUAAUAUCCACUAUUCACCAUAUCGAAGAAAUCACUUUGAUAAAAGCUGCGUUAUAAAAUUAUUUGUGUACGAAUGCCGCAAUCGAUAGUCGAUUCUAAUUUGCUAAUUUGCGAUGGGUAUUCCCUCUCGAUUCCUCCGUUGAGCAUUAAUAAUCUCUUUCUGGCAAAACGAAGAGGUAUGAUAAUCACAUUAUUCGAACGAUCAAAUGCGAAAGUUUUUUGCCGAUCUCCUUUCAACCUCGGACAUCUCUUUCUCUCGUUUGUCGUUUUUCAAUUCCAUUUCUCCUCAGCAGUCGGACCUAACGGAGCAUUUAGCGAAAACCGAGGUAUCGAUGAUAAUUCGAUACCGAUGGGUGCCAUUGACUAUGGAUUUGAUAGUGAAGAACACGAUAUGAUAUGGUGUAAUGGAUAUUAUGGAAGUGGAUGUUAUAUUUUAUAUCAAUAUUUGUUUACGAACGCUGCAAUCGGUCGGGUUGGAAUUGUUGGGAAGUGGCUCUUAUUUUUACUGUGUAAAUCCGAGGAGGAAUCCUUCUCAAGUGUUAAUAAUACUGCCCCGGAUCCACAAUGAUUCCAAUUGUCGGGGCUUGUGGAGUGGGCACUAUUUGCGCUGGGUAUUUCCGAGGAGGAAUCGAUUCCCCCUUUGAGCGUUAAUAAUUCUUUUCCGGCGAAACGAAGUUGUAUGAUAAUCACUUUAUUCGAAAGAUGAAGUGUUCGACCGAAAACAUUUAUAUGCUUGUUACUUAUUUAUUGCUAAGUCAAUGUUAGUCCUACGUCCACCUUGCGGUUAUAUCAAAGUUAUAACCCAGUUCUAGUUUUUCAUUUGUUUCAGUGAAAACCAUCCGAAUACAACUUUUGAAUAUGAACUACGCGAAAAAAUGAAUGUUUGAAUUCGCCCUAAAAAUUACGAUUGAAAACUUCGCUUCAGUGUGAGAAUGAAACCAAUAAACGUGAACCGGAAGAAGAGUGCACGUAAAAAAAGAGAUAUUUUCAGCUGUUCAACUAUUCAACUGAGGAUAGUCAGGAGACUGUGAAGCCAUCGAAAUCAAAUUGGAAAUGAGUUUUGGCUUCUCCCAGCAGUUUCUCUGUCAACCUAAAUCAACAGUAAUUCGUGCGUUUCCGUUGCUAUCUUCUCUACGACACUCCAUCCUCAUUUCAUUCUCCACCGUCAAAUGGACUUCACGGCAUAAUGAAGUGACUCGCCUAGACUGAAUUCGAUUCUCUCUCUCAUGUAUCAUGUAGGCAUGUAUCGAUGUUUGGUUUGAUUUCGAUCAGGUUUUCGUUUCACUUUAUAUGGACGUUAAAAUAAGAUUGCGUACGCGGACAACGAGGUACAUGUUAGGGUGGAGUAGUAAUAGUGGAUUGGAGUCAGGUUGAAUGAAGAAGCCGAUUUGUAUCCAUUCGUCACGUCUUUUAGAAUAACCAUUCCCUAGAAUUAAAUUGACUAGAAAUGAAUUAACGAAAGUUAAGAGCAAGGAUGACUGAUGAACAAGUCAUGUUGACGGCGAUUGCAGAAGUAGUCCUACUCGAAGCGAAACGACUGAGAGGAGAGCGUACGACUCGGGAUUUGCCGGAACCUGGAUCUAGAUCUAGUUUCAAAGGACUGCUGCUGCUUUGCUGUUGCUGAAAAAUGGUAGGAGGUUGUGUCCAAGAUACGACCGCAUUGUUGACGUAGAACCACGCUGUUAUUUUAUAUAAGUCGCUUGUUUUUUUUUCUCUAUUAUAAUGACUUUCAACACAUUUCGGCUGAUUCGUCACUUCUACUUCCAUUUUUGGAAGAAUUUCGGGAGUGAGAAUUGAACUCGUGAUCUCUGCAUGAGAGGUAUGGAUGUUACCACUACGCCAGAUCGCCUCCUCGAAGUCGCUUGUUAAUAACUUCGGAUAUUAUUUUAUAAUGCUGUGAAAUUUUAAAAAUAACUGUUUAGUAGAAUGGUUUGAUCGCUCCGAAAUAUUGUUUGUUGUUGUAGAAUCAGCUGACGAUAAUUGAUUGAUGAUUCAUUCUUGCCCUCGUAGAACAACACACUAGCUGUUCGUAUGUCGCAAUUUGUUUCAUGUCAAUGCAUUGAAAAUUUACCUCGAACACUACUCCGGUGGCCUUUUUCGCAAUUGACAUAGACUCAGCUACAGUCGAUUAUAUACUUGUUGUACCAGCACCAUUAUUCCACAUCUCAUAACUACAUCAAUAUAACUUUGGCACCGCAUGGAAACAACAACAAUGACAAUACUUUCAAGUAUCAAAUAUCAUGCUAUUUAGUAUUGCCUCAGUGGAAUCGCACCUCUAGACAUCAUUCGUACAACGUAAACCAAGCGCCAUACAAGCGUUCGUCAUAGCAUGCAUACAGAGCCAUACAUUGGUGGCUUGAAGCUACUAGAAAUAUAAACACUUCUCAUCAUUUUGCGCUAUUCGCAAUAGAAACGCUUCUGGUAAUAUUACUGGUCUCAAAAAGUUCAUUACUUUUCCAUGCUCAAGAUAAGCACAGCUGUCAUCCUUAGUGGAGAAAGUUUUACUACUGGCAAGCGAAACCAAAUCACAUACAAAUUUUCAGAACGACAUUUACUUUCUUGGUGACUAAAUGAAUGAAAUAAACUUUUCCUCUUAAUCUCAACAACCUCGAAAAGAGUAGCAUUGCUUCAUUAUGAUCAAGAUUAGCGCAAAUGCAGUCAUAGUUGAAAGUAGUUUUGCGACUGACUCGCGAACCCCUAUAACUUAUAACAUUCCAGCACGACAUUCAAGUAUUCCCAAAUAAUUUUUAGGCGCACAAUCUGCUUCGCCAUACCGUCAGUUCAAUUCAUUGAAUGCAAUGUCAAAGGCGCCAACGAAGCCUUUAUGAUGACGGAACACAAACAAUGUAAACUGCUUGGAAAAAGAUUGAAUAUUUGCCUCAGCAGAGAUUCAUUACUAAUACCCUAACGCAAAUAUUUCCCUCCCGCACUAUUUUUACGUACGGGUUAUGAAACACGCACGUACGCACAUGAAUAUCCAUAUUUCGAUGGCUUGAAGCAACUAAAUAUACACACACUGGUGACCGGAAUAAAUCGCCACAGUAAACAACUGCAACAGAAACAACCGCUUAGAAAAAGUGUAGUAGGCUAGAAAUAUUUGGCGCGGGAAAAACAUCAUGUGCCUCACAUUUCUAUUAUAAAUUUAUUCUCUUGUUCUCGUUUUUCGAAAUUUAUUCUGAGGACAAUGUAAUGGGGACGAAGUCCCCAUUUGGCGAGGAUAAGGAAUCGAGGCGGCCCAUGCCGCCAAGAUGACGCAAUCCGAGUCCACCGCCGACCCGCCGUCGGAAGCGGCGGUGUCUCGCACGCAAACCUGGGAUCCACUGAUUGCCCGGUUAGUUUGAAACAUAGGAUACGAUCCUUUAGCAAUGUCCGACCGAGCUCUAGCGAGCGUCGGACGGUAUACGUCUGCCCGGGGCGUUACGUUUGCCUGGGGCGAUACGUUUGCCCGGUUAAUUCUUGUUUUGAAAUACAAUACCGCGCCACAAUAUUUAUAGCCUACUACACAUUUUAUAAGCGGUGGUUUCUGUUGCAGUCGUUUUCUGUGGCGAUUUAUUCCGGGAACCACACACACUUAUCUCCGUUUUGCGCUCGUUUCAACAGAAGCUCCUUAUGUUAAUAUUGCCGGUCUAGAUCAGCUUAGCCGCCAUCCGCCGUGACCUGUUUUCUGAUUUGGCACCCUUAAUGAAAGACGUAUUUCUACGUCAAAAACGCGGGCAUUUGCUCGUUGGACAGCUUUUGACUGCAGAGAAGUCCAUUCGUAACAAGCUUCCGCUGUUGCAACUGUCUCAACACUUGAAAGAUGAACUUUUCGGUAGGCAUUGGCACCGACUUUUGGCUGGUUUUAUUCGGCAUCUCGUAAUCGUCUUCAGUGGGUGAUAGAAGCUUGCGCUUCUUGUGUUUUUUGUUUUUCACUUGCUACGCAAAAACGACACAAAACUCACCGGCGUCGUCACUGUUACGGCACGGAGGUGGUUUUGAAAAGAUCACAUUGAGAGGAAACUAACGAAUUAUAGCGGGUUCUAUCCAGGACCUAAGUGGUGCGGACUCAAUCCACUUCAUUUCAAGCAAAUUCAUGCAUGUUUUCAAGCGAUUUCUUGCAAUAAAUUCUCAGACCACCAGGGAUGCCAGAUUUACAAAUAUGUUUGUAAAUUUACAGACAUCUGUAAAACACUUUUCAUUUUUGUUGUAGACUUUUUGGAUACAAAAAUAUUUCACAGGUUUUUGAAAAUAAGAGGCUUUAUUCAUCACAUCAAAGAUAUUCGACUCACCAUAUGACAUUUUUCCAUAGUUUUAAUACAGAAAAGUUAUUAUAUUUAGUUUAUAUCAAUACACAUGACGUUAGACCAGCGAUACUCAACCUGCGGCCCGGCAGUCUUUCUGGUUGGCCAAUCUGGUGUGUAUAAAGUUUGGAACUCGUACUUUUGCCAUGACAUCAUUGCAGACGAAAGAGAGGAUACGGUUAUUCACAAUUAAUGAAAAAUUGCAUUCUCUGCAGGAAAGGAAAAAUCUUGAAUGAAAAUUGUCUCUGAUAAUUAUUUUCUGUUCUAGAUAAGAUUGUUUUGCUGAAAUGCAAGGAGAUUUAUUGAAGAAUAGUUAAGUUAGGGUCAGGACUAUGUCUUCUAAGUAUUUAAACAACAUCGAAUAUAAAUUUUCAUUCUAUUUUCAACAACUUACAUUCGCUUUCGGGUCUGCUUAUGACGAAAUAUGGGUUACUGUUCGAUAUUGUUACCACAGACAUGGUUCAUGACCGUGUGGUGAUAUAAAACUUGUAUAGCCUUGCAUGGCGAAUGGAAAAUAUUCACUGCAUUUUCUUAUAAAUUUCAUCAACGACAAGACCGCAAGCCUUGGUGGAUGUCCAAUAUAUCAACGAAGAAAUACUGAUUUUUAUAAAAAUUAACAACGCGUAUACAUGUGUAUGUAUGUAUGUGUAGAUUGUUGAAACAUUUAAACACACUUACAACACAUAAGUUAUUAAGUGGCCCGAAAAAUCAAUUUUUUCCACUUAUUCCCAAAAAUGACAAAUGAAAAUUAAUAACUUUUGAAUCACUGAUUUAGAAGAUCGACAUAUAAAAUUGAACUAAUGACCUAGCCUUUUAGUGAAAAAUAUUUAACUUGCGAAAAAAAUGAUUAUGUUUUAGUAAUUAUUGAUUGUAGUCGUAUUUUUAUUUUUUUAUGACUUUGGAUUAGAGGGCGCCAUAUUUUUUUAUAUUUUUUCUUGAAAGCUGAGAAUUUUUUACAUAACAUAUAUCGAUAUCAGAGAUGCUAUUUUUUUCGUUUUUUUGAUAUGAUUUUUCAAAGUUAACCGGUGGUUCGAAAAAUCAUUUUUCCCCCUUUGUCCAAAAAUAACAUUCUGCAAAAAAUCAUAACAUUUUAACUACUGAACCGAUUUAGAUGAUCGAUAUAUUAAAUGGAAGCCAAUAAGCAAAAUUUGAAAAAAUAUCACACUUGCGGGAAGUUUGGAUUCUAGAAGCAUAGGUCUAGUUCAGUCACAUAUGAAUAUUGAUCGAAGACUUAAAACAUGUUAAAUUUACAAAGUUAUAACUUAAAAAUGAGAAUUAUAGCAUCUCUGAUAUCGAGAUAUGUUAGGUAAAUAAUCCUCAGCUUUCCAUGAAAAAUAUAAAAAAUUAUAGCGCUCCUAUCUUUAACCGAGAAAACUAUGAAAAACUAACUGAAUCAAUAAUUACAAAAAUGAAAAAUUCAAUUUUUUCGCAAAAGUAAAAUUUUUCCAUAGAAAAAUAACUCGUAAGCUUCAAUUUGAUAUGUCGAUGAUAGGAAUCGGUCCAAUAGUUCAAAAGUUAUGACUUUUUGUAGUGGGAAAAAUGGGGAAAAAUUGUUUUCGAACCAUCGAUUAGUUCUGAAAAAUCAUAUUUCAAAAACGAAAAAAAAGCAUCUUUGAUAUCGAGAUAUUUUAUGUCAAAAUUCUCAGCUUUCAAUUAAAAAUAUAGAAAAAAAAGCGCCCCCUAGUCCAAAGCCAUGAAUACAUUGAAAAACGACUACAAUCAAUAAUUGCGAAAAUAGGAUCCAUAUUACCUGCAAUUUCAAUAUUUCUCAAUUAAAGCUCAUUGGCUUGAAUUUGAUAUGUCGAUCAUCUAAAUCGGUUAAGUGGUUCGAAAGUUAUAAAUUUUUGAAAAAGUGGAAAAAAUAAUUUUUUGGAUCACCCUAAAAUGGAAAUGGGCACCCUAAUGAAAAAAUAAAAAAACACGAGUUUAAUGUUUUGCGAUAAAGAACAAAAUUACCACUUUUGACGAAGAUCUGAGAAUCACUAUAUUGGUUUGGCAUGGAAUGGCUGUAUAUAUAUACAAAAUACAAUCUUACGUGCAUCGCGAUGUACAAAGUAUUAAUGAAUAUGUGAAAAUUAACGUUAAAAAACAUUUCUAUAGAUCUGUACACUUUUACAGACUUUUCCACAUUUUUAACAGACAUUCACAUGUUUUUACAGACUUUUUUCAAAAAUCAUCUGGCAUCUCUUCCUUCCACUUUUUAUCGAAUAUUUUCAAAUCGCAGGAGUAAACAUUUACGUGACUCUGACUUCGUUUGUUUUUAUUUCGUUCGGAAAAAACGUUAUGUCAAACGGAGGGGGGGAGAUUAAAAAUGCGUUGCUCAGUGAAAGGUUGAGAUGCUCUUUCAGAGAUGCAAUGGUUAAUUAAACAAUUGACGGAAAAAUGUAGCUCGUUCAUUUUAUAAUUCUAAUUAUUUUUGCCCUUGACAACAAUACCUCUUUUAUAGUGUUGAUUAUCAUAAGAAAAAUAACACUCCUGAUCGUUGGAUCUCUUUUGACAUUUCAAUUGGAUCUUUUUUGACAGCCGUGUUGAUUCAGUCCGCACUACCUAGUCCAGGACACGUCCGCAUUGUUGACGAAGGACUAUGAAAUUAUUGUAUUCAUUCGUUUGUUCAUCUCUUCGGAUAUUAUUUUAAAAUGCAUCGAAAUUUUAGAAAUAUUUUUAAGAAGAGUUAGGUGGUCAUGAAAAAAGUGAAUGGUUUGCGUGAUUUCGUAGAUACAGUUGUGGACGAUUGAUUGAUGAUUCGUUCUUGUCCUCGCGAGAACAAUACAUAAGCGUGCCAAAUGUCGCCAAUUGUUUCAUUUCGUCAAUGCACGUACUGCACUGAGUGUUCAUCGCGAAUGUUCUUCUUCUUCGUCGAAAUCUACGUGCGACUGAUUCGCAGUAUAUAAAAAUUGAGUCUGACCGCUACGUUAGUUGCUCGUUAUUGAUAGUACGGUUAGGUUAGCACAUAAAUGCACAGAACGAAUGUAUGAGAAUACCCCAUCAAUUUUCGGUCUUAGGGAAUUUUCGUUUCUAUUGGUAAAAUUACAAAAAUCCGUUUGCAUGAAAAAUAUUUAUCAACUUGAAAACUAUUUCAUGAAAGCGUGACAUGUUUUUUUAAUAUGGUACCCUUACUAAAAUAUACCAAAAACGCGAUCGUAACGAACAAGAACAUAGCAUAGAUACCUUAUUUUACGUUGUUACAAAAUCAUAUAUCAACAGCUCAACAACAACUGACGCAUUAUGUGAGAUUCACAUAGAACGUUACGGAAAAGAACGUCCACGUUCCGUCAACGUCUCUAUCAACUCACACAUGCAGUCUACGCUUGCAUCGGCACUGUCGCGUCAAAUGUCAAAUGAAUGAUUUAUUUAAUAUUAUUCAUAGUGUCGACACCUAAAACAGUUUCACAUUGCAAUGUCUUCUUCCGAAUUAGCAUGCCUAGAAUCAGUUCUCAAUUUUUGAAACAUCAAUGAAAAUCAUUGAAUUAUAUUAUUUGAAUGCUUUGAGCCUGUAGUCCCGACCAGUGUUGCCACAUUUAAAUCUGUACCAGAGGGGCCAAAAAUCAUUCUCAUCUGUACUUUUUUUUUCCAAAAAUCUGUACCAUCGAAAAUAUUCGUUGUGGUGGAUCACACCAUUGAGGAAUAUGGCGGAUCCUUCGGCUAAAGGAGGCCAGGAUUAUAGCUCAGGAUUUGGGAUGUGGCUUGCACUGGAGAAUUAAAUAACACUUUGGAUAACUACUAAACACGGGAUUCAUUGUCGUGAUCUUUCACUCUUGGUAGUUGGAUUUGGAAUGGUAAAAAUAUUGGUAGGGAACUUCCCUAUGCACGUAUUUGGUUGUAUACGUUCGCGUCGGGUUAUUGUGCUGAUUGUGGAUGUGUCAAAUACCAAACACUGCAUUUAGAAUGGGAGGAAUAGAUUUGGAUGGGAAUAAGGAUAGGGUUGGGAAAGGGAAGUGACUUUAUUGGAUUACUGCUUCUCUUUCGCGCUAUCGGUCGCGAACACGUUGUAGAAAAAAAUCUGUUUUAUUAGCAUGAAAAAAUACUCAUUUAGUUACUACAAAUACUACAUUUACAUUUGCAAGUCAUUCUUGUGUUUGAUGAUGCUUAUACAUCGCUUUUCUGAAUCUAGACUGCAUACUAUCAUUUACAAAAAGUUGAUGGGUCUGAGCCUAGGGGCACGGACGGGAUCUUGACAUAGAACUAUGAUUGUGGGUAGUGAUUGCAUUUGAAUUAAGUUUUUUCAUUGUUCAAAAUAUGUAUUUUUUCUCUUUCCAUACAUCAAAUGGAAGCCCUGAAAAAUAUACCUUUCGAACUUUCAGAUCAACAGCCAGUUGAAUUCAUUAAUUGCAUUUUUUACAUAACCAAACGACAUACUCGAUAUUUUGACAUCCUGGACCACAAUUACAUAAAUUGUAGCAAAACCUACACGAUCAAUUGUGAAUUGAGCACGAAUUGAUUGGACAACAACUGCAAUCUAAUAAAAUCUCUAUCAAUGUUUAACCUCGUCAAAUCUUUGGGGAUAAUAAAAUGAAACCAUCUAAUAUCAUCUUCAAGAUCAUUCCUAGAUCAUCUCUCCAUUGAUUCUACUAACUGAUAAAUGCCUUCUUCUUCUUCUUCAAUGGCACUAACGUUCCUAGAGGAACUUCGCCGUCUCAACGUAGUAUUACUUGCGUCAUUUUUUAUUAGUACUUAGUUGAGAUUUCUAUGCCAAAUAACACGCCUUGAAUGCAUUCUGAGUGGCAAGCUCUAGAAUACGCGUGAUCACAGUGCAAGUCGGAGGAAAUUUCUUUGACGAAAAAUUCCCCCGACCAGAACGGGAAUCGAACCCGAACACCCGGCAUGUUAGUUAUGACGCUAACCACUCGGCCACGGGAGCACCAACUGAUAAAUGCCUAUUAUCGGCAAAUCGAGAAUAAUUCAUAAUAUGCAUUGUGAGCUAACGCCAAAUUGUAGGCAAAAAGAUUGCUCGUUGCGUUGUGGAGGAAAACGAGUGCCUAGUAAAAUCUAAAUAAUAUACCCAUUUUAAACAUCAAAUUGUUAACUUUUUUACUAUCUUCAUUGUUUUUGUCUUAACAAAAAAAAUGCUGGAUAAAUUACCUGUGUAAUGGUACACAACGCAACAUAUGUCGCAAUAAUGAUUUUGAGUAAUAUGCGUUCGAAAACUCUUAAUGAAUCGUUACAUUUUUCGUAGAGUUUCCCCCCUAUAUAGAAAUCAAAGACAUAGUCCUAUGUCAAUAUUUUCGUGCUGCCGCCACGGUGUUUGAUCAAAUCUUUUGAUCUCAAAAUAGCGUUCAGCGUAUCGCUGCUGAGCCGACUUUGAAGAUUUUUUUUUGUUCUGAUAAUAUUCAGAAAAAUAAUUCGCUCGACAGUUGCCGAGGAGUGAGGUUUAGUGAGAACAUUACAAACAUUUGUGCACCAAUCCUACACACGUUCGUCUUAUGAAACUGUGAUUUCCUUACGGAGUAAUUUUACAUUUACGAUACGGAAUUCAUUCUCCAGAUCUUGUAUAUUCCCAUCGUAGAACCGUGGAAACGCUUGAAACACAUUUUCCCUGAAUUACCUCGAAUUCUUUUUUGGGUUAUUGGAUAUAUAGGUAUAUAUGUCCCUCAAAAAUGUUCAAGAUAGUCAGGGAUUUUCUCUCAUGCAUAACUAGCACACAAAACCAGUGAAUGACAUGUACAUUUGACGACUACUCGAUCUGGACAAUCGAUUUCUAUCAAGCGCAUUAUGGAAUUCGAUUCCUCCAUCAUCACGGUCGCACCGUCCGAUGGUGCCAAUGAACCAAUACCGAACACAAUUAUCAUUUUUUUCUCACCAGUAAAAACAUGUUACUUUAGUAUAGAGAAAACAUAUUUGAAAUGGAAAAGGUAAUUUUCAUUUAUAAUUUUUACUUUAUGAGUAUUUAUUCAACCCAAUGCGAAUUAUAAAUGGACUAACAACACGUAAUACUACACGUAGAGCAUAUGGGAAAUCACUUUUUCAAAUAUUUCUUCACUUUUCCAAUUUUUCUCGCCGUAUAAACCUUCAUUGGGUGAAAAUGAACACAACAAAACAGACAGCUUAAACCAAACGACCCGUUCUCGAGCGGGAACACACCUUGGUUUUUAUUUAUGAAAAUAGAAAUAAAUCGUUUCAUAAAUCAAGUCAAUUUGAACACAACUGCUACCAUAUACAAUUUCACUCUUACACUUGUACUACAUUUUUCACAAUACACGAACGGUCAUUGAUGUGAAAUUUCAGCAAGCAGCGAUCAUUAAAGCUCCAAAUUUAAAUUUUAUUUACUAGAAUUAAUCGUAUCACUCACCUUACUUGCAAUACAAAAAUGCCCCCGAUUUGCAUAUAUUUGCAAUGCCGAUUUCCCACAGGCAGCUUGGUUUUGAUGUCUCUGUUAGGGACCCGCCGCAUGUGUCAUCAAUUUCGACCAAUCAGAAGUGGGUAUUUCAGUUAGGAUAGGGGUUGAGAUUUUUCAAUUAUUCGAUCGUUAGUUUCAUGACAUAUAUUAUUUUCUUCAAUGUAAAAAAUUGUUAUGGAGUGCCGAAAUCGAUUGACGCAAAAAUUUUAUCAAUCCACCAUGAAAUGACUGAGCAAUAAGCGUUUGAAAUUGGACAAUUUUCACGAUGUACUCGAUUUUCGAUUUUCAAUUUGUACCCCAAUAUGUUCCCGAAAGACGUAAUCCUACGUCAAAACCCAACGAGUCAUCCGUCUCCGUCAAUUAUUCUUCCUUACAAAUCCUGCCUGGUCUGACGUGGCAGGACGUGGAGACGUGGAGAAUAAUUGACGUAACGCGACGUGACGUGAUGUGAACGUAACGUAGAUGUUGUAUGUGAAUCACACUUUGGCUUUUGACGUCUAUCGCUGAAGAGCCCAGUAAGAAAGCGAUGAGGCCUGUUAUGUUCUAAAACAGUGCUCCCAACAUUUCUGUUUAGGUACUAUAACAAAUUCUAUUGGUGAGUGGUGAGUGGAUGUAAGCAAAUUAUCAUCCAGAAUUCUGAUGAGGAUUAGGUAGACAUAAGGUCCAUAAAUCUGCAAUGUUCAAAAUUUAAAACCAUCAUUAUUUUUCUAGUAAAAAAAUAGCUUUUUAAGUAACUUAAAAAGCUUUCUUUCGCAACAUUAUUUGUUUUUUUUUGCCGUUUUUUACAAUUUUCUUAUGAUCUAAAUAAUAAAUUCAUUUUGUCCUUGCCUGUACAAUGAAAUGGAAUGAUCAACUAUAAAAUCAAGAGAUGCUACAAAGUAGUGAUAGUUUUGAAAAUAAUUAUUCUGUAGCAUCUGUCGUCAAGAAAGACACAAUCAAUGCUUCCGCAAUUGGUUUGCACAGAAACAACACGUUUAUCCUUCCCGAGAAGCUGCCGUUUGGUUGAACUUUUCAGCGCACAUGCAACGAUUAUUCGAUAAAGGUUGGUCUGUAAAGAGCUCCUAGAGUACGGAGAACAAGACAAUUCAUGGAAUGCAUAUUGAACUUUAUAUUUCUUUAUGUUUGCCAAGUAUGACAAGUGCAUAUUAGAUAGGCUUAUAUUUUGUGUACAAGAAAAAAAAAGAAGACGAUCUCAAUUCCGGAUUGAUCCACACCAAACAUCAAAAUAAAUAAAAUCACACAAGAAACACAAGAAACACAAGUUUUUCUAUAAAGAUAAGUGUUACACAAAUAAUUGAUAAAAGUAAUCUUUUACUCACUAACAAACACAGACAAAUUCAACCGUGGAGACUUUUUAUCUAGAUGUGAGCAACUAUUUUCGAAACGAUACUUUAUCAAGAAUAUUCAUAUUAUCGAGGUAAAUAAACUAUAAGCUUCCUAUUUUAAUAACAUUCCAUUGAAAAAACUAUCAGCAGCAGAAACAAAACGUUAUACAACGCAAAACAAACUGUAAAUAGUUCUCUCGCAAAAUAGGCACAAAAAACACAUGAUUAUAAAUUCCAAAAGUUCAUCUCGUAUCGUAAAACAUAGAAAUAAACUUUUAAAUCUAUUACAAACUA
Molecule: messenger RNA, 40633 nt
Organism: Toxorhynchites rutilus septentrionalis
Lineage: Eukaryota; Metazoa; Arthropoda; Insecta; Diptera; Culicidae
Gene: Nos
Product: nitric oxide synthase
Exons: 23
Coding region: 1040-5167 (1375 amino acids)
Biological process (GO): nitric oxide biosynthetic process
Molecular function (GO): FMN binding; NADP binding; flavin adenine dinucleotide binding
Source: RefSeq, a predicted model, not a curated record